AUGUCUCCUUCCACUGUCAGCGAUGUGACUAGCGGGGGUGCCUUUAAGCAGAACACCUGGGUUGGCCACUUCGGUGCUGCGGGAUUCGAUCUGCGGAGUGAUACCAUGACUACCCCAACGGCCUCAAUGCUUGCUGCGAUCCAGUCUUGCAGCUUGCUGGAUGAUGUCUUUGCAGAAGACCCCACAACCAUCGCGCUGGAGUCUCAUGUCGCUAAGCUUGCCGGCAAGGACGCCGCUCUGAUGGUUCUCUCGGGAACGAUGGGCAACCAACUGGCCCUCCGGAGCCUCUUAACACAGCCUCCCUACAGUGUCUUGUGCGAUCAUCGCGCUCACAUUAUCAAGUAUGAGGCGGGCGGGGUUGCCUCCUUGAGUGGAGCAAUGGUCAAGCCCGUCGUACCACGGAACGGGGCCUAUCUGACGUUGGAGGAUAUCGAGGCCACUGCCGAUCUCGAUGACGAUGUCCACACUUGCCCUACCAAAGUCAUCAGCUUGGAGAACACCAUUAACGGCGUGAUUACGCCCCUGGCCGAGGUCAAGAGGAUAGCCGAGUUUGCGCGCAAGAACGACAUUAAGCUUCACUGCGACGGCGCCAGACUAUGGGAGGCUGUUGCUGCAGGUGCCGGUAGUUUGUCCGAGUACUGCUCCCUCUUUGACACUGUGAGCUUGUGUUUCUCCAAGGGCCUCGGUGCCCCGAUCGGUAGCAUCGUCGUGGGCAGUGCAGCACACAUCAAGCAUUCUCGAUGGGUACGCAAAUCCAUUGGAGGUGGCCUUCGCCAAUCUGGAGUUGUGGCGGCUCCCGCCAGAGUCGCCGUUGAUGAGACAUUCGGAAGGGGGCCCAGCGGUGAAGGCGGCCUUUUGAAGACAUCACACGCCACUGCGAAGAAGAUUGAGCAACUCUGGACCAGCCUGGGUGGCAAGCUCACUCAUCCUGUGGAGACCAACAUGUGUUGGCUCGACCUGGACGCCGCGGGAUGCAGCACAGAGGCUUUUGUUGCAUUUGGGAAAGAGGCGGGGUUGAAGCUGAUUGGGAACCGACUGGUUGUUCAUUACCAGAUCGCCCAGAACGAAGAUGAGGUUCUCCCAAGACUAGAGCGAGUGUUUCGACAAGCCUUGGAAGGUCAUGGCUCGGGGGCAAAGCAGAGUCACGGGCCAGCAAACAUCUACAAGCCCCGAUGA
This is a messenger RNA of Colletotrichum graminicola M1.001, 1176 nucleotides long. RefSeq names its product beta-eliminating lyase. The record is from RefSeq and is a predicted model, not a curated record. Gene Ontology annotation, cellular component: cytosol. Gene Ontology annotation, molecular function: L-allo-threonine aldolase activity. Bases 1 to 1176 code for a protein of 391 amino acids. Gene Ontology annotation, biological process: glycine biosynthetic process; L-threonine catabolic process. NCBI's taxonomy places the organism in Eukaryota, Fungi, Ascomycota, Sordariomycetes, Glomerellales, Glomerellaceae. The transcript is spliced from 3 exons.